Molecule: messenger RNA, 2787 nt
Organism: Trichoderma citrinoviride
Lineage: Eukaryota; Fungi; Ascomycota; Sordariomycetes; Hypocreales; Hypocreaceae
Exons: 1
Coding region: 1-2787 (928 amino acids)
Molecular function (GO): protein binding
Source: RefSeq, a predicted model, not a curated record
AUGACAGACAAGCCAGCCUCGCUGUCGACGCAAGCCGCAGUUUCCACCCAGGUCAACCACAUCGCGCCCGCGGGCUCAGCCGGCCCCGACGAUGUCGCCCACAAGAUGGAGGCGCCAGAGGAAGAGCCUUACACGAUCAAGUGUAUCUGCAAUUUCUCUGACGACGACGGAAACACGAUAUACUGCGAGACAUGCGAUACAUGGCAGCACAUUGAUUGCUUCUACCCCGAGAACCGGGAGGAGGCCAUUAGAGAGGACUUCUCCCACUCCUGUGCUGACUGCAAGCCCCGACCGCUGAAUCGCCAAAAGGCGAUUGAGCGCACGUUGCGGCUUAGGUCUUCCAUCAUGGAGCCCGAAAACAUUGAUAAGAAAGCCAAGCGACCCCCUUCCAAAAGCCACAAGAAGAAAACCAAGCCCAGUGACUUUCCUGUUAAUGGAAUCCACGGGGCUCCAGAAGGUGGGAAGCACGGUCACAGUGGCGACCACCACCACCCUUCCAAGAAAUCAAAAACCUCUCACCGACCCUCCCUGUCCGUGAGCUCCCAGCCUUCGAAGCGAAGUCCUUCGUAUGGGAACAACCGGGCGAAUCCCACGCACCCCCCGAGUCCCGCCACGACUCCCCCCGACCUGCCUGACGACUUCCAGAUCCACCACUACUCCGAGGGCUUCUGCUCCAUGUACAAUGACGUGCCUGACACACGCACCAACAAGUUUGUCAGCCUCGCCAUUCCCGGCGCCUUGAUAAGAUGGGUAGAAUCGUCGUCUGCUCUGGAAAAGGAAGUCGGCCGAACGCCCUCGGAGGUCUUCCAAGAAGCCGUGCCUGCACUUGAGAGAAAACGACCCAAGCUGGAGAUCAAGGACGCCACCCAGUUGCUGGACAAUGGCACCACCCUGCGCUGGCGCUCUCUCAAGUCGACAUCGCCGAUUGAAAAGGACGUGCCUCUUAUUGAGUUGAAUGGCGAGAUUGGCUUCCAGAAGGACUACUGCGCCGACAUUGACAACCUGUGGGCUGACCUCUCGUCCCCCCUCCCCUUCGUCUUCUUCCAUCCUAUCCUGCCACUCUACAUCGACACGCGCAAGGAGGGCUCUCUGGCCCGCUAUGUCCGGAGGAGCUGCAAGCCCAAUGCUCAAUUGGACACGUUUCUGACGAACAAGUCGGACUACCACUUUUGGCUCGUCAGCGACCGAGCUAUCCCUCCUAGCGAGCAAAUUACUCUGCCGUGGGAUUUCCGUCUGGAGAAGAGCGUCUGCCAGCGCUGGCUACACCUGCUGGGCCUCAGCGACGAUGACGGCGCAGCGCAAGACGAGUUUGAGCUCGACGAGUCGGAGUACACGGCCAUCUCCAACUGGAUCGACCGGAUACUGUCAGAGUAUGGAGGCUGUGCGUGUGAUCUGGAUAAUAACUGCGCCUUUGCACGUUUUCAUCGACACUAUCUGUACGGCAGGAGCCAAUCGCGCGGCAACAAGAAGCGGCCGCGCAAGACAAAGGCUCACACCAUCUCGCCCAGUAGCACUGGCCAUGCUACCAACAGCCGUGCCGCUAGCGAGGGUCACAUCGACGAGCGUGCCGAGGAACGUGGAAAGCGAGACGACUCGGUGCCAGCGCGGAGCAAGCCCUCUAGCAGAGAUCGAACCCCGCUGCGCCAGGGCUCCUUUGACCAGCUAGGGAUAUUGACCGAGCCUACAGAUCGUGACAAGCGCAAAGUAGCCAUGGUCGAGGACUCUUUUCGGCGUAUGGAGCAAGAGCAGCAGCAGCCGCCGAGGAAGAAGAAGAGGGUAUCAGACGGGACAACGACGUCAACAUCCUCCAAGUCAAAGUCCCGAACAGGCUCCACGCCUCACAUUGGCAGCUAUGCCGAUGCCAGCACCACCUCUCGGAGCAAGACUGGCUCGCCGGCUGGCUCCGUCUCACCAAAUCUCGGAAACCACACCAAGCCUGCGGCAUCCCACCGAGGUUCAGCAGAUGUACAAUCGCCACCCAGGCAAUCUUCGGCGCCACCACGAACCGCUUACCGCGACAUGGGCAUUCAGACGGAUCCCGUUGACGACGAGUGGUUCAGCCAGCCGUCGGCUCUUCCUUGUCGCAAGAAGAGAAUCAUCUCGCUCUCCCAACGGCUCCUCAACAAUCGCUUCAAAGCGCGCGCCGAGGUGGACCGCAAACGACUGUCCGUUUCCGCUUCCUCACGGCCCUCAACAGCGGACGCCAUGGACGUUGACGCAGCGGAGGACGAUGAGAAAUCCGACCUGCCAAAAGCCGAAGCGGAAGUUCAGCAGCCGCCGUCUUCUCCUCCCCCUCUCACCUCUUCACCUCACCCUCCGAAACAAGACGGAGAUAUACAAGUGCCCGACGCACUUCCUGCUCCUUCUUCAGAAGCACCCAUUCCUUCAAGCGAGACGACUUCGGCUCUCGAGAAGCCCAAGGGUCUAGAGCUGCGGGUUCAAUUGCCCACGAUACCUGCGCUCGAUCCGACGGCUACUACCCCAUCCGCGACAGCGACCACGCCUCUGUCUGCAAGCAGUUCCACCGCGCAAUCGGCAAUCAUCUCCAGCAUCUCAGCCGCCAACGGAGUAGUGGCGACUCCAAGCCCGAUCAAGAAGAAACUGAGCCUGAGCGACUACACCAAGAGCAGAAUGAACAAGGCGGCGGUAAAGCCGUCGCUGAGCCUCAUAUCCACAAAGCCCAGCCUUGCAGAGGCAGAUGAGAUCAAGGUGGAGAACGCAUCAGAGUCGGCGACGACGGAGAAAGCCGAGAGCGCAGUGGCUCCUUCCACCAACGGCCACUCAUGA